AUGAAGGUACCAAAUUUUCUUGCUGCAGCAAUGGCUGUUUUUGGCUUGGUGCGCUCGAGUUGCAGCCAAAUAGUCAGCCACAGGCCCUCGGAAGGUGCGGGUGUUUCUUACAGCGUCAAUGUACCCCAAAAUACGUCGCUGUCAGGAUCUGGUCCCAUCUUCCUUCAGUUGAAGGCUCCACCUGGUAUCAAAUGGUUCGCCCUGGGUCAAGGGUCCCAGAUGACGGACGGGAACAUGUUCAUUGUCUACUCAGCAUCCAUGCACAAUGUCACCCUGUCCACUCGGAGAGCAGCUGGCCACGUGGAACCCUUUUAUGACCCGAGUAUCCAAGCUUACCUUCUUGAUGGGUCUGGUGUCCAUGAUGGAGUUAUGACCGCUAACAUCCGUUGUGACAAUUGCACAACUUUGACCGACGGAGAGAGUGCGCUGGGAAUGUCCAGCUCUUGGACGUGGGCAUUAACGCAUGGCCCCCCGUUGAUGUCCAGAAACGUAUCCGAAAAGCUGUACCAGCAUAAUUGGCACGGCUCUUUCUCCUUGAAUUUGACCCAAGCUGUUGGCGGCAACAAUACCAACCCGUUCAUUGUUCCGAUGCGGUCCUUGUUCGAAUCAUACACCCAUCAGCGGCAAGUGAGCGAUACUCUUCUUCACAAAAAGCGAAUCGCCCAUGGCGUGAUGACCUCGGUCGCCUUCGUCCUUCUUUUCCCCAAUUUUGCCCUUCUUUUAUACAUUGUGCCGUCCCGCCGUACCGUCCCGUGGGUACAUGCCCCUCUUCAGCUAUUUGCCGUGCUUUUGGCCUUAGCCGGCUUUGGGGUUGGAGUUUCUGUCUCCAAAGAUCUCCAGGAGAUUGGGGGUUACCAUCCAGUCAUCGGUUAUGUGGCGGUCGGCGGUGUUGUUCUCAUCCAGCCGAUCCUGGGAAUUAUGCAGCAUCUGCAUUUCCGCAAGACGGGAACAAGUUCGCUGUAUGGCGUCUCCCAUCGUUAUCUUGGGCGCUUUUUUGCCGCCUUAGGGGUUAUAAAUGGCGGGAUAGGUUUUCAUUAUGCCACCGCCAAAAACCCUGAUAUCCCGCAAGCUUCCCCGCUUGCUUAUGGCAUCAUAUGUGGAUCGAUGUUUAUUAUUUACGUCUCCGUCAUUCUUUGGAGGAAGUCAAGGUUGCAGCCUAAGACCUCGACGGGGAACGGAUUGCCAUUCUUCAGACGUCGACAAGACCAACCAACUCUUGGCAAACUUGAGAACAGCAGCGACAACACGCUUUGCGAAAGUGUUGAGGUUGAAGCGUCUCGGGAAAAGCCAUGGCUGUCAUGA
Molecule: messenger RNA, 1302 nt
Organism: Aspergillus sclerotioniger CBS 115572
Lineage: Eukaryota; Fungi; Ascomycota; Eurotiomycetes; Eurotiales; Aspergillaceae
Product: cytochrome and DOMON domain-containing protein
Exons: 2
Coding region: 1-1302 (433 amino acids)
Source: RefSeq, a predicted model, not a curated record